Messenger RNA from Neopelma chrysocephalum (saffron-crested tyrant-manakin), 506 nucleotides. Its product is annotated as HLA class II histocompatibility antigen, DRB1-9 beta chain-like. The transcript is spliced from 3 exons. The record is from RefSeq and is a predicted model, not a curated record. NCBI's taxonomy places the organism in Eukaryota, Metazoa, Chordata, Aves, Passeriformes, Pipridae. The annotation marks the transcript as partial. Gene Ontology annotation, molecular function: MHC class II protein complex binding. Gene Ontology annotation, cellular component: membrane; MHC class II protein complex. Gene Ontology annotation, biological process: immune response; immunoglobulin production involved in immunoglobulin-mediated immune response; positive regulation of T cell activation.
UCGCUGGACUCCGCCCUCAGCCAAUCCGAGCGCUCCCAAAAUCCCCCAAACGGCGCCGCCCGGCUGGUUUUGGGGUGUCAGCAGCUGUCCGGCGCUGGGCAUGGAGCGUGUGCGGGGAGCUGGGGCCGUGCUGGCGGUGCUGGUGGUGCUGGGAGCCCCCCCGGCUGCGGGCGAGGAGCUGUCGGGGGUGUUCCAGAUGAUGAGAAAGUUCGAGUGUCACUUCAUCAACGGCACCGAGCGGGUGACGUAUGUGAGGAAGAACAUCUACAACCGGGAGCAGUACGUGCACUUCGACAGCGAUGUGGGGGUGUUUGUGGGUGACACCCCGUUUGGGGAGAAGGUUGCCAGGAAAUGGAACAGCGACCCAGAAUUUGUGGAGCGCGCACGGACUGCGGUGGACUGGCUCUGCCGGCACAACUACAAGGUGUACACUCGGCCUGCCGUGGAGAGGAGAGUGCCCCCCAACGUGUCCAUCUCGCUGGUGCCGUCGAGCUCCCAGCCCGGCC